GAUGAUCGGUGAUCGUCGUAGUAUUCUUUAGGGCUUAGUUUAGUUGCAUCUUCAUCUUCAACUUAUACGACUGUACUAAUUAAGUUGCGAGUACAGAGCAGAGAGCGGAGAAGCUCAAACCGAGUCAUCGAAAAUGGAAGGAACCGUAGACGACGGAGGGAUUGACAGAAUGGUCGACUCUAAAGACCUUCAACAACAGAGCAAAGCCUUCGACAAGCUCACUGACCGAGUCGAAGAUCGUCAACUCGACUCAACUCGUGUUCAAGAGGCUAUGGCGUCCAUAGCUGCUUCUGCUGAUGCUGAUUGGAAUGCCAUGAGGAUGAGAGAGAAAGAAUUGGCUGCUGUUAAGAUCAACGCAGCUGAUGUGGACAUAAUCGCAAAUGAGCUGGAGUUGGACAGGAAGGUUGCUGAGAGAACCUUAAGGGAGCACAAAGGCGAUGCUGUUGCUGCUAUUAGACACUUACUCCAUUAGAAAAACAUGUUGCUUCCAGCAUACGUUUCAAAAAUGAUCACACCCUAUUGUUUUAUCUAAGAUUGUACAAGUUUUGUUUCACUAAACUUUGCAUCUAUGUUAUUUAACACAAAACAUCUUUUUGUUCUGAUGAAUAUGUAUUCUAUAAAAGAUGGGAUUGUCUUUAUGUAAA
Molecule: messenger RNA, 644 nt
Organism: Humulus lupulus (European hop)
Lineage: Eukaryota; Viridiplantae; Streptophyta; Magnoliopsida; Rosales; Cannabaceae
Exons: 4
Coding region: 134-472 (112 amino acids)
Biological process (GO): negative regulation of apoptotic process; protein stabilization
Source: RefSeq, a predicted model, not a curated record